Aspergillus pseudonomiae is the source of this 651-nucleotide messenger RNA. RefSeq lists its product as uncharacterized. Gene Ontology annotation, molecular function: catalytic activity. The record is from RefSeq and is a predicted model, not a curated record. NCBI's taxonomy places the organism in Eukaryota, Fungi, Ascomycota, Eurotiomycetes, Eurotiales, Aspergillaceae. Gene Ontology annotation, biological process: DNA repair. The transcript is spliced from 4 exons. The coding region runs from base 1 to 651 and encodes 216 amino acids.
AUGCCCCCCAAAAAAGAGAUCCAAGCAGCCGAACUGGGGAUCAACCUCUCGUCCAGAACUGAAACAGAAUACUUCAAAUGGUUCCUCGCAUGUCUGCUAUUUGGCAAGCCGGUCCAGCAAGCCGUCGCCAAGCGAGCUUUCCUUGAGCUCAUCCAGGAGGGCAUCACUUCGCCGGAUACUAUCCUAGACGCAGGAUGGGAUCGACUAGUCGAGAUACUGGAUGAGGGUCAUUAUGUCCGGUAUGACUUUUCGACUGCGACGAAGUUGCUUGAUGUGUCGCGUGCGAUUAAGGAAGAAUAUGGUACAUUUGGGGAGAUGUUGAGACGGUUCGGGACUGAGGAAUUGGGGGUGCGGAUGCAGGAGUUUCGGGGGGUCGGGCCGAAGACGCGAAGAGAGCUCAUCGAUCUACAAUAUGAGAUCGAAACUGCUCGUGAGCAAAUCAAGAAAAAGGAGCAACGGAUAUCACUUCUACAAAAAGAACUCAGCGACCGUGCGAAUCCUCCCUCCCAGCCUGUCUCGCGAGACUCUACAAUAGAACCAGAUUAUGAAUUCAUCGGGAAGAAUAUCGUCAAGAAGACCACUGAACGCUUCCCUCAGACUUUUGAGGGCAGUGAUAAGAACGCCAAGCUUGGUAUCUACGGGGAUACUUAG